Messenger RNA from Ilyonectria robusta, 759 nucleotides. RefSeq lists its product as uncharacterized. Lineage: Eukaryota; Fungi; Ascomycota; Sordariomycetes; Hypocreales; Nectriaceae. Bases 1 to 759 code for a protein of 252 amino acids. The record is from RefSeq and is a predicted model, not a curated record. The transcript has a single exon.
AUGAGCUCUGGAGCCAGCGACGACGCGAUGAAUGUCCAAUCCACGCCUCAGGGCAACCGCCAGGAUGCUGGUGGGGCCCGCAACGGUUGCCAGCUUCUCUGCCCGAUCAGGAGUGCGCAUCCCAAUCUACGUACCGGAACCAAGACUUGUGACAAUAAUUGCAAGGACAUCCGGCGUGUGAAGUAUUGCCGUCCAUUCAGUAGAGUUAGCAACACGUAUCUGACGAGGGAAUACGACAGAGACCACUUAAAGCUGCGUCAUCGAUGCACCUGCCCCGGAGAGCCGACAUCUUGUGCUGAUCCAUCGCACAUCGGGCCCGAGCAACUGAAGAAACUCUGCAAGACUCGCCGCGGUCGCCACGAAACACCUGGAAAGCAAUGGGUCAGGAUCUACAAGAUCAUACAUCCCAACCAGAACUACAUCCCAGCACCGUACGUACCGAGUGUCAGCGAUCUUGAGGCGAUCGCUCGGGCUCCACCCCCGGAUUUUGUCAAGGAGCUUGCCAAGAGGCUUCAGAGCGCGGGAGACGGAAGCUCUGGUGAAAUCCACCUCUUCCUCUCCAAGGUUCCACACUUUCUUGACCUAGUCUGCCUGACGGGAGCUUAUCCUGACUCCCAGUCAGUGAUUCCCCACAGUCUUGACGAUACCAGCGUCUCUGCUCCUAUGGAAGAGUUUGGCGCAUCGGAACACCAGGAAGCUAUGGAUGAUAGAUUGGCCUGGGACGAUUUCUUCAUCCCCCAACCUGAUGAUACUUGCUAG